GUAGCAGCGGCUAGCAGCUAGCAUACAGCAUAGUCUGCUGUGCAGAAGCCGAGGGAGGGUUUUCACGUUUACUUUAACACUGAGAGGACAUUUUUCGUUUGACAAGAUAUUGAUGUCAUUUUGUGGAACACAAAACGGCGGCCGCCGCAGCAAAUGGGACCAGCCCGGCCCGGGCCCAGGCUCCGGUGGGAUGGGGGAGGCUGAGGCUGCACCCACCGGGGCUCUGGAUGCUGCAGCUGCUGUGGCUGCCAAGAUUAAUGCUAUGCUGGUAGCUAAAGGCAAACUUAAACCCUCUCAGAUAGGCACUCCGGGACCACCUGAUAAGGCUGUAGGUAUUGGGAAGCCUCCUGUAUCAACGAAGGCCAAGGAUGACCUGGUCGUAGCUGAGGUGGAGAUCAACGAUGUCCCAAUCACCUGUCGGAAUCUGCUGACACGUGGACAAACGCAGGAUGAGAUCAGUAAAGUGAGCGGUGCUGCUGUUUCAACCAGAGGUCGUUACAUGACAGCAGAGGAGAAGGGCAAAGCGCUCCCAGGCGAUCGACCUCUGUAUCUGCACGUCCAAGGACAGACUAGAGAGCUUGUCGACAGGGCAGUUAACAGAAUCAAGGAGAUCAUCACCAACGGUGUGGUGAAGGCUGCAACUGCCUCGUCGUCCUCUUCACCCUUCACCCCUAGUGGGGCUCCAGUCACAGUUUACCAGCAACACAACCCACCUCCUCCCUCACUGCCCCCGAUCACCCACCACAAACCUCACUUUCAGUCCGGGAUGCAUUAUGUUCAAGAUAAAAUCUUUGUGGGCCUGGAGCACGCUAUCCCCGGGUUUGUGGUCAAAGAGCGGGUCGAGGGCCCCGGCUGUUCGUACCUGCAGCACAUCCAGGCUGAGACUGGAGCAAAAGUCUUCCUACGAGGAAAAGGAUCAGGUUGUUUAGAGCCCGCCUCCGGACGAGAGGCCUUCGAACCUAUGUACAUUUACAUCAGUCAUCCUAAACCAGAAGGACUUGCAGCAGCAAAAACCUUGUGUGAGAAUCUGCUUCAGACGGUCCAUGCAGAAUAUUCUCGCUUCCUCAAUCAAAUGAGCUCAAUGAUGCCAACGCAACAAGGCUUUGCGCAGCCUCCAGUGGUGAACGGGAUGCCUCCGCAGCCUCCUUACUACCCUCCCGCUGGAUACCAGCCAGGCUACGCCAUGCCUGUACCGCCACCUCAGCCACAACCUGUCUCUCUACCUUACACUGUCCCACCUCCUAUACAUCCUGCAGCACCUGCAGGUGUGCCUCCUCAGUACUCCCUCCCCCCUGCCCCUGUCCCCGCACCUGCUCCUGCGCCUGCUCCCACCCACACCCUCGCUCCAGCGCCAGCUCCUGCCCCUGCACCUGCUCCAGCUCCUGCUUCAGGCACCAUGCCACCACAGACUCUUCCUCCUGUACCUUUUCCUCCAUCAGCCGCAGUGCCACCCAAAGCUCCGCCUCCCGCUGCUCCAACCAACCCACCACAGAAGAGACGCUUUACAGAGGAGGUCCCAGACGAGAGGAACAGCGGACUGCUUGGAUACCAGCAUGGACCCAUUCAUAUGACUAAUUUAGGUGCAGGCUUCCCCGUUGGCAACCCGGAGACUACAGGACCUGCUCCACAGAGUUCCUCCGGCCCACCGAGUGAGAGGGACAGUCGGCAGCUAAUGCCUCCACCGCUGCUGCCUGUGAAUGGAGUGAGACCCAGGAUGGAGGAGAGAAGGGCACCGCAAUGCUCCGUGGAACCCUCAGUGAAGAGAUUGAAAACUGGCUUGGUGGCGUACACUGGCGACUCCUCUGAUGAAGAGGAAGACCACUCAACCUCCAAAGCCUCAGGGCCAGGUAACCCUGGAGCAGUCCCCCCCACCUCCGCCUCCUUAGGCUGGACACAGGGCUAUCGCUGCCCCCCUCCACCACCCCCUCGUGCUAAAACACAGCCACAGCAGCAGUCUAUGCCAUUCUGGAUGGCACCUUAAAACAGGAAAGAUCUGAACUCCCUCAGUGCUUUGUCCCGAGUCUUACCGGAUAUCCACCCAAACUGAGCCUGUCUUUUUCCACCAUGCAUUCAUCACACGGAUGACUCUUAACAGCAACAUUAUUUUAGUACUUUGGGUCCAAAUGGACGUGCUUAUGUUUUGGAAAACUACUGUUUGUUUCUUUUGGUGCACACAUUAUAGUUUGAAGAUGAACAUUUGCAGGACUGAUACUCCAAACUAUUUUGUGGAUGUAUAGCUGGUCAGAUGAGCGAUUUCUGCCUUCAGGUUUAUGUGGAUUGGUUUGACCACCGACGCCAGGUGAAGUGUUUGAAUAUAAAACAAUCUCAUAAGGCAAUGAUGUUGCACAUCACCGACCACUUUUCAUUUUAUCCCAAGUACAGCUUUCUGUACUCUGUCACCUCCUUUGCUUUCCUUUCUCCCCGUCUGAGUCUGUGACGUCAUUCUUUCCUAUUCUGGUCUUUUUGUACAGAUCAUGUUGGACUAAUAUGUAGUAAACCUAUUGAAUUUAUUUCAUGCUUUUAUGAAAUAAAUAAACUUAAUUUAUUGCUGUG
Epinephelus lanceolatus (giant grouper) is the source of this 2553-nucleotide messenger RNA. RefSeq names its product KH domain containing 4, pre-mRNA splicing factor (gene khdc4). The record is from RefSeq and is a predicted model, not a curated record. Gene Ontology annotation, cellular component: nucleus. NCBI's taxonomy places the organism in Eukaryota, Metazoa, Chordata, Actinopteri, Perciformes, Serranidae. Gene Ontology annotation, molecular function: RNA binding.